Molecule: messenger RNA, 1182 nt
Organism: Drosophila busckii
Lineage: Eukaryota; Metazoa; Arthropoda; Insecta; Diptera; Drosophilidae
Product: short-chain dehydrogenase/reductase family 16C member 6
Exons: 4
Coding region: 16-972 (318 amino acids)
Cellular component (GO): lipid droplet
Molecular function (GO): oxidoreductase activity, acting on the CH-OH group of donors, NAD or NADP as acceptor
Source: RefSeq, a predicted model, not a curated record
GAUUCAUUGCUCAACAUGCGCGAGGAUGAAAUAAUACACACCACAAUGUCGACGAAGCGUAUUUUUGCAAUCCUGCAGGAUCUGGUGCAGUUCCUCGUGCUGUUCGUACAAGUGGUGCUGGAAGUGAUAAACACCGCAAUUCACAAGUUUCUGCCCAUUAGCCAAAAGGACAUAAGCGAUGAGACUGUGCUGAUAACUGGCACUGGUCAUGGCAUUGGCAGGGAGCUGGCAUUGCAGUAUGCAGCCCUGGGCUGCACUGUAGUCUGCGUGGACAUUGAUGAGAAGGGCAAUGCCGAAACUGUGGAGCAGGCCAAGCGUUUGAAUCGUGGCGCAGUGCACAAGUUUACCUGCGAUGUCUCCGAGCGGCUGCAGGUGCUGGCGCUGGCCGUGCGCGUCCGGGAGCAUGUUGGCGCCAUUACAGUGCUGGUUAACAAUGUUGGCAUAAUGCCGACGCAUCCAUUGAUGCAGCAAACCGAGGAUGAAAUCCAGCGUGUCUUCAAGGUCAAUGUGUUCUCGCAGUUUUGGGCAGUGCAAGCAUUCUUGGAUCACAUGAAGGAACAAGGACGUGGCCACAUCAUUGCCAUUUCCUCGAUAGCCGGUCUGGUCGGCCUAUCCAAUCUGGUCCCCUAUUGUGCCACCAAAUUUGCUGUGCGCGGCAUGAUGGAGUCGCUGCAUGAGGAGCUGCGCGAAGGACAACAGAAGGAAAACAUCAAGACCACCAUUAUAUAUCCCUACAUGACAAACACGGGUCUCUGCAAGCGUCCCAGAGUCAAGUUCCCAUCGCUCAUGAGCCUGAUGGAGCCGCAGCAUGUGGCCAAGAAGAUUGUCGAGGCCCAUCGCGCCGAUGCCAUGGAGGCCUCCAUACCCAGUACUCUCAUUCACAUCAACAACAAGACCCGCUUGCUGCCGCAUAAAUGUAUCAUAUGGAUUAAGGACUUCAUUGACAGCGGUGUGGAGUCUGAUUUGAAAUAAUCUAAUGCCUUGUAGCUUAAAAUAUUCAAUGUUUGGUAAGGCGUUCGCUUGAGUUUAAAUUGGCAAAUGAAUGAGAGUGAUAUUCAAAUGAAAUGAAAAUGAGGCAAUGUAACUUAUAAUCGGUAAUUUUUGUAUAAUGUUCAGUUAUGCUAGAACUGGGGAAAAAUAAAUAAAAUUGUUAAUUGAUGUUUGUUAAAAAAUUAAAAAAUU